UCCAAUUCCCAACUUCUGAACACAUUUCAUUUUUGGAUUUUUAUACUUCCUUCUUUCUUUUACACUGCACACACACACAGAGGUAUUUUCACUUCUCUCGCUUUCAUUUUGCGAUGCGUCGAUUAAAAAUUGAACAACCUUCACUGACUCGUUCAGCGUUGGGUUAUUGACUUUGAUGGUUCCAAAUUGUGUUCUGUUUAGAGACAACACCGCUAACCAAACGCCUUUCUCUCAACUUCAACGUCUUUGCUAUUUAAAUUUAAAUCACUGCACAACCUAUUGCAGUGUACCUCAUUCUUCGUUUGGUUUUGGUUUCAAUUUGCGUCGCACAAGUUGACGUUUCCUCGGAUACACAAUGAUAGGAUCUUUUAUUACAAGGGCACUUGUGAUGGUUUUUGGCUAUGCCUUCCCUGCCUAUGAAUGCUAUAAAGCAGUUGAAAAGAAUAGGCCAGAAAUUGAACAACUUCGUUUUUGGUGCCAGUACUGGAUUUUGGUAGCUGUUUUGUCAGUAUGUGAGCGGAUUGCUGAUGCUUUUAUAUCAUGGGUCCCAAUGUAUAGUGAAGCUAAGUUGGCAUUUGUCAUAUACUUGUGGUACCCGAAAACAAAGGGAACAACAUAUGUGUAUGAUUCCUUCUUUAGACCAUAUGUUGCGAAACAUGAGACAGAAAUUGACCGCAACUUGUUGGAACUAAGGACAAGGGCAGGAGAUACUGCAGUUUUGUAUUGGCAAAAAGCUGCUAGUUAUGGCCAGACUAGAAUAUUUGAAAUUUUGCAGUAUGUUGCUGCACAGUCAACACCUUCGCCACGCCCUGCUCAGCAACAACCAGCUAUGAGGGUGCGUCAAGCCGCAACUAGUAAUAGCCAACCAGCAUCUGCGACAGAACCACAAGCUGAGAAUCCAUCUUCUCCUACUUCUAGUUCAUCCAGUCAGCAACAGAAGGAAGUAGCAGAGGAGGAGUUGGGUUCUUCACAAGUGCCUAAAGCACCUUAUACUGUAGCAGGUUUAAGUAGCCAGAAGUCUAAUCCUAUACCUGAAACGGCCAAUCAAUCGGUACCUGAAGAGGAUGAGCCAAUGCAGAUUGAAGCAGCAGCACCUUCAUCCUCUUCUGCAAAUGAAAAUGAGAACCCUCCCUUGGAAGAUACAAUAAUGGAAGAAAGCAUUAGGGUAACGCGUGGUAGACUAAGAAAAAAUCGAUCAGCUCGAAUCCGUUAGAUAUCAUUGUUUUCAAGUUUUAGCCUGGAAAACAUGGGUAGAUGGAUAAUAGUGGGUGUGGAAUAGUAAAGUUGUGUGUAUAUUUUUGCCUCAGUUUCAUUCCAUUUAUUGCUUUUUUUUCUUAUGAAUAAUUUUUUUUUACAA
Glycine soja is the source of this 1357-nucleotide messenger RNA. RefSeq names its product putative HVA22-like protein g. The transcript has 7 exons. Lineage: Eukaryota; Viridiplantae; Streptophyta; Magnoliopsida; Fabales; Fabaceae. The record is from RefSeq and is a predicted model, not a curated record. The coding region runs from base 356 to 1213 and encodes 285 amino acids.